UUGAUUAGGAUAAUGGCACUCUUUCAUUAAGUUCCAAGGUGUGGGAGCGGGAAGCCGGAAGUUUUGAAGCCGACGAAGACAGCUCAAGAUGUCCGAGGACAGUGCGGUUCGUUACUGCGAGAGAUUUUCAUAUUUGUGCCUCAAAUUCACUCUCAUCGCCUAUUCCACCGUCUUUUGGCUAAUUGGAGGCUUCAUUAUGGCCAUUGGAAUCUAUGCUGAGGUUGAGCGACAGAAAUACAAGACGCUUGAUGGUGUGUUUUUGGCACCUGCCAUCAUUUUGAUCCUGCUGGGCAUUGUGAUGUUCAUUGUCUCUUUUAUUGGCGUGCUUGCAUCUUUGCGGGAUAACCUAACUUUACUUCAAGUAUUCCUCUACACCCUCACAGUAUGCCUGAUUAUUGAACUUUUGGGUGGAGUUAUCGCUCUUCUCUUCAAAAAUAAGACAAUGGAUAUAUUAAAUCAAAACAUACGGAAGGGAAUCUCAAAUUACUAUGAUGACCUGGACUUCAAGAACAUUAUGGAUUUUGUCCAAAAAAAGUUCAAGUGCUGCGGUGGUGAAGAUUUUACAGACUGGAAGGCCAACAUGUAUCACACCUGUACAGCGCCUGGACCUCUGGCGUGUGGAGUGCCUUAUACGUGCUGCAUUCAAGAUAAGAAUAGCACAGUUGUCAACACAAUGUGUGGAUACAAAACACUGGAUAAAGAGCGCCUUCAACUCAUUGAUGUUAUCUAUGUGCGGGGAUGUACUGAUGCUGUCCUCAUCUGGUUUUUGGACAACUACAACAUUAUGGCUGGGCUCCUGCUUGGAAUUCUGCUGCCACAGCUGUUUGGCAUCAUCAUCACCUGGCUUUACGUAACCCGAGUGGAGGAUGCUAUUAAUGAGUAUGGCACCAUGAGGGAUGGACUGCUGGAGGGAGCACCACCGGGCAGUGGCGGCCAACCACAACGCAAAGGAGGGUGGUGUAUGUGUCUGCCGGACGAAGAGUAAGGUGACAAGAUCUGACCAUUCAGCUGGCCUCCCAACGCUGUCACCUGCUACCCUCUGUGACCCCCCCACGAGACUGAGGAGAGGGGUGCUGCCCACACACCUCGUCUGUCCUACAUGUUUCCCAGAAUACCAGUGUGAGGGUAAAUUUUACUGCAGACCACCUUUAUGUCCCCUACGUACUGCUACCAUUUGUUAGAACUGCAGAAGCAGCAGCCCACAUUACCAAUUCCAUGCCCACACAAGGCUGGCACUGUGUUUGAACCCACACUGUUUUCAACUAUGCAGACUGGGAAAAGACAUUUCAAAGUUUCCAGGGAUGAAAUCACAAAGAAUUUCACCGCAUACUAGAAAAUGAAUUGUGUUUUUUUUUAAACAGUUUACAUUCGGAGGGGGGCUGCUAAUGUUUUCUUGAAAGGCGCUAUAUUUUAAUAAGCAAAGGGAAGGGCAAUUUUUUAAAGAUGUGAGAUAAUCGGAUUGUAGGGUUUUGUGUUUUUAUUUUGGAAUUACUCAUAAACAGUUACAAACAUG
Polypterus senegalus (gray bichir) is the source of this 1513-nucleotide messenger RNA. It is a transcript of the gene tspan15, whose product is annotated as tetraspanin 15. Lineage: Eukaryota; Metazoa; Chordata; Cladistia; Polypteriformes; Polypteridae. The record is from RefSeq and is a predicted model, not a curated record. The coding region runs from base 89 to 985 and encodes 298 amino acids. Gene Ontology annotation, cellular component: membrane. The transcript is spliced from 8 exons.